UUUGUAAUUUGGCGUGUUUUUAAGACAGAAUCGGAAGUACCCUGAUAGGAGAGACCGCGCGCCGCCGCACGCCGCCGCGGCGAAUCCUCUGUGCUGCCUGUUUUUUGUCGCCGCCAACGGAAGUUGUUUUACUUCACGUUUGAUUCGUUUGUAGUGUAUUGCAAAUAACAAAAAGACGGAAGCACAAUGGUAUUAUCAAACAAGAAGCUAAAGCAAAAACUGAGAGCUGCUAAAGCUGAACUCUUAGCAGCAGGGGAAGCACAGAAGAAUACAAAACUCGGGAGUACUGAUACAAAAGAAUUGCAGUCAUUAAAGAUCCUUAUGAAUACAGAAGCUAAAAAGCCUGUGCUAUCGAAAAGAGAAAAACAAAGACAAAAGGCAGAGAAUAAUCCAGAGGUUGUUAAACAAAAACAAACUGCUGGUGGUCGUGUCGAGGAAAAGAAUAGAACUGAACUGAAGUCGGAUGGUGAGGUUAAAAGAAAAAAACGAAAGAGGGAUGAAAGUGAGGCCGUAGAAAAGGUGAAAGAGAUUAAUCCAGCCCAGGUAAAAAAGAAAAAGAAGAAAACUAAGAAUAAAAAGAAGCCUAAGAACAAUGUUGAAAGCAAGGAAGUCAAGGAGGUGCACAACCCGAAGGCCAGUCAAGCGAAUGGAGCUGCAGAAGCGUGUCCAAACACUGAAAGCAGAAAAGAAUUGGAGCCAUCCACAAAAGUGUAUGUUGGAGGCAUACCGUACUACUCGACUGAGGAUGAUAUUAGGAGUUAUUUUGAAAGUUGUGGUUCCAUUACAGAUGUUGAUUGUAUGGAGUUUCCAGACACUGGAAAGUUCAGAGGAAUUGCCAUUGUCUCUUUCAAGACUGAAGCUGCGGCUAAAAGAGCGUUAGCCCUUGAUGGUUCCGACAUGGGUGGCCUAUUUUUAAAGAUCCAGCCUUUCAAGUCAUCAUCUAGAGCAGCACCCAAAUCGUCGAAUUUUUUCCCUGCAGUUGUGGACGGCUACAACAGAAUCUACAUCGGAAAUCUAUCUUGGGAUGUAAGCGAGGCUGAUUUGAGGAAACUGUUCUCUGAUUGCACAAUUACUUCGAUUCGAUUUGGUGAAGACAAGGAAACAGGCGAAUUCAAGGGCUACGCCCAUAUCGAUUUUGCAGACAGUCUUUCGCUGAACAUGGCACUGAAGCUCGAUCAAACCAUUGUCUGCGGACGACCAGUGAGAAUAAGCUGUGCUGUGCCGCCCAAGAAAGGAACCAUUCCAAAAUCUAAACCCGCCCCGAAAGAGAACCACAGCCACAGUGAUAAGGUCAGUUCUACGACCAAAGAUGAAAAUAUCAGCGAUGCCAUGGUCAGUGCAGUUAGUAAAGUUCAAGAAAACAGCGGCACCAACUUGGCGCCUACAACGAUCAUCGAAGAUAAAGUAAAGAACAGCAGUGCUAAUGUGAUGCCAAAGAGUAAUGUGCAAGAAAGCCACGCCGAGACACCUGCUGUGAGCUCGAAAAUAAGGAGGCGCACGUGCUAUGAAUGCGGGGAAAAAGGUCACAUUUCGUCGUUGUGCCCGAAGAAACAGCCUGCUGAUACGACAAACACCAACACAGCAGCAUGAGGUAUGCUAUAAAUCACUUUGUAGUCUUUGUUACAAAGCAAGUCACGCUAUGUAGUUCAUUUGUAUUUUUGUCUUCAGGUUAAAUUUAUCAAAUGCUCUAAUAACAUUCAUUAUCAGAUAUGUCUUAAUUUUCUCCCAUCUAAA
Molecule: messenger RNA, 1734 nt
Organism: Andrographis paniculata
Lineage: Eukaryota; Viridiplantae; Streptophyta; Magnoliopsida; Lamiales; Acanthaceae
Product: phragmoplastin interacting protein 1
Exons: 5
Coding region: 187-1590 (467 amino acids)
Molecular function (GO): zinc ion binding; RNA binding
Source: RefSeq, a predicted model, not a curated record